Messenger RNA from Eublepharis macularius, 2847 nucleotides. Its product is annotated as cytochrome P450 1A1-like. The transcript is spliced from 8 exons. The record is from RefSeq and is a predicted model, not a curated record. NCBI's taxonomy places the organism in Eukaryota, Metazoa, Chordata, Lepidosauria, Squamata, Eublepharidae. Gene Ontology annotation, molecular function: oxidoreductase activity, acting on paired donors, with incorporation or reduction of molecular oxygen, reduced flavin or flavoprotein as one donor, and incorporation of one atom of oxygen; steroid 17-alpha-monooxygenase activity; iron ion binding. Gene Ontology annotation, biological process: hormone biosynthetic process; progesterone metabolic process. The coding region runs from base 371 to 1978 and encodes 535 amino acids.
UCCUGCCUUAUCUCCUCGCCGCUCUCCAUCAGGCGCUGAAACUUUGAUUCCACAAAAGGAUAACAAAGUCCAUGAAGCCGCACGAGGUUGGCAACCAACAAGAAGGAGGGCGGGAUUGGAAGGUACCGCCCAGAGGCUCUGCGGGGGGAAAGCAAGUGGGUUGUGACGAAGGAGGUGCUGGCCGUCGUGUGUAUGUCGCCGUUUGCAAACAAGACUCGGCUGAGGCGCUAAGAAUAGAAAACGCCACUGGAAUUCACUUUGCAAUUAACAGCUGCUCUGCUGCAUUCAAGGACAGGUGAGCUGUGAAGAGCGUUUUUUGUUCCAGUGGAGUGGAAGCGUUUAAAAUAAAAGAGCAGAAACACCGUCGCAGAUGCUUUCUUUUCCAAAAAUGAAUUUUGCUUAUGAGUUUUCCUUUUCAGCGGUGACUAUUGUCUUCUUUACAGUGACAUCUAUUCUAAUUUCCAUACACAUUUUAAUGACUAGCAUGAGAAGAAAACAACCACUUCCCCCAGGACCUUGGUCACUGCCAGUUUUGGGUAAUCUGCUGCAGCUAGGAGAGUAUCCUUAUGUCUCAUUUGACCAUAUGAGGAAGAAAUAUGGAAAUGUGUUUCGAAUAAAGCUGGGAAUGGUACCAGUCGUGGUAGUAAAUGGUUUUGAUGCCGUAAAGCAGGUGUUGUUGAGAGAUGGGGAGAGUUUUGCUGGCCGCCCUGACAUGCAUACCUUUUCUUUCUUUGCCAAUGGAGAAAGCAUGUCAUUUUCAGUGCAGUAUGAUGAGCAAUGGAAGCUUCAGAAGAAAAUUGCCGGCAAAGCUUUAAGGUCCCUCACCAAAUCAGAAGCCAAAUUGUCAACUUGCUCUUGUCUUCUUGAAGAACAUGUCUGUGCUGAAGCCUCAGAACUGGUGAAAACCUUUGUGGAGCUUUCAGCAAAGGAUGGCAGAUUUGACCCCUCUGCUGUUAUCACCUGUACUGUGGCUAAUGUAGUCUGUGCCCUCUGCUUUGGCAAGAGAUACAACCACACCGACAAAGAGUUUUUAAGUGUCAUUAAGCGAAAUCACGAUUUUCAAAAAGCCUCCAGUGUUUUCAACCCAGCUGAUUUUAUACCCUGUCUUCGUUACCUUCCACUCCCCAAUGCAAAAGCUGCCCGUGAAUUUUAUGGGAACUUCAAUAAAUUUGUCACCAAGUGUGUUGAAGGCCACUGUGCUACAUAUGAUGAGAACCAUCUUCGAGACAUCACUGAUGCUCUGAUAAGUGUAAGCAAUGAAAAAAACCCUGAUGGGAAAGCAGCAGCCUUAUCUAGUGAGAAAAUAAUAAUUACUGUUAAUGAUAUUUUUGGAGCAGGCUUUGGUACUAUGUCAGGAUGUUUGCAGUGGAUCUUCCUGUACCUGAUAAAAUACCCCAAAAUACAAGCAAAAAUUCAAGAAGAAAUUGAUGGAAAGAUUGGACUAAAACUACCAAGGUUUGAUGACCGAAAAUAUUUGCAUUACACAGAAGCAUUCAUCAGUGAAAUGUUUAGGCACACCUCCUUUAUACCGUUCACUAUUCCUCACCGUGCUACCAAAGACACUACUCUCAAUGGGUACUGCAUUCCCCAAAACACAUGUAUCUUUGUGAAUAUGUAUCAAGUAAAUCAUGAUGAAACUUUAUGGAUGGAUCCUUAUGUGUUUAAACCAGAGAGAUUUUUGAAUGAAAAUGGAGAACUCAGCAAGAGCUUGGUUGAGAAAGUUAUGAUUUUUGGAAUGGGGAUACGAAAAUGUUUGGGAGAAGAAGUAGCCCGCAAUGAAAUUUUUGUUAUCCUUACCACUGUCUUGCAACACCUGAGGCUAGAGAGGCCUGCUGAAGGCUUGCCAUCAACAAGUUGUCUUUGGGGGAAUUUCCUAGAUCUACUACCAUUAUUACCACCACCACCACCCCAGACACAGUCAACAUCUAGCUUGAUAGGGAUAGAAGGUGUUUUUCUACAUAUACAAAUUGAAAACUGAAAUUAGUAUGUGAACAACAAAGAGAAUAUGUAACAGAGAGAGGAUGAGAAAUGUCAAAUCAAAAGCGAAGCAUAUGUAAGUUAAAAGUUGAGAGGGAGUCAGAUGGUUUUAAAAAGAAAGAAAAGAUAUAUCUGAAGACUAAUCUUAAAGCUGCGCUCCAUCAGAAGAAAUUGGUAUGGGACUUCUAACGACAAGUUGUUUGGCCUCAUGACAGUUUCACAGAUUACAAUUUUCUGUCACGAAAGUUGCAGUAUUAAACACACGUAUUAAGAAACAAACCUAUUGAACUCAGUGGUAUUUAUUUCUGAAUAUACAUGCAUGGAUGGUUCAGGCUAAUCUAGUCUCGUCAGAUUAUGGAAGCUAAGCAGAGUUGGCCCUGUUUAGUACUUGGAUAAGAAACCAGCAAGGAAGUCCAGGGUCACUUCACAGAGGCAGGCGAAGGCAAACCACCUCUGUUCAUCUCUGGCCUUGAAAACCCGAUGGGAUCACUGUAAGCUGGCUGUAACUUGAUGGCACUUUAUGCACACACUCGUGUUGAGAAUUGCACUGGGAGUUGCUCAGUUAAGAAAAUCAUUGCUAAAAGGGAUGUAGUUAAAAUCCUUUUUGCAUUAUUAUUUUAAAGAAUAUUGCAGCAUGGCAAGCCGUUUUAAUAUUAUAUCCUGGCUAUCUUUUAUUAAUGACCUCCAGGUUCUGCCUUGAGUCUCCAGCAGGCUAAUUCAGUUGUACACUUUUUCAAAAGGAAGUGUUUCAAACUGCAUUUGUCUGAUGUUUUUAAUGUUCUUAUUUUGAACUUUUGAUCAUGUUUGUUGCUGCCUAUGAACUUACUGUGAUGCUUCAAUAUAUAAAGUAAUAAAUACUGUGUCACCCUC